Molecule: messenger RNA, 1725 nt
Organism: Spea bombifrons (plains spadefoot toad)
Lineage: Eukaryota; Metazoa; Chordata; Amphibia; Anura; Pelobatidae
Product: asialoglycoprotein receptor 1-like
Exons: 9
Coding region: 22-849 (275 amino acids)
Source: RefSeq, a predicted model, not a curated record
GUAAGCAUUUCAGCGUAUAACAUGGACAACGACUGCAGCAUAUGUAACGAAAGAGCCAAUCGUGACAUGCUGUUUGCGGAUUCAGAACGAUCCUACAAGACAAAACGUCCUUUGUGUCUUCUUUAUGUUCUCCUGGUACUAUCCUACAUUCUGAUCCUAGCUCUCUUCAUAACUGUUUUAUAUAAGACCACGAGUGACAGUUCUCAGUCACAAAGCAGCAGUGCUCAGCUCAGAGAUCUGACUGAUAAAGUUUUGGCUGAAGCCAACAGCACCAGGAAUGCAGAAGUAAAAUUAAAGGAGAAUAAAUUCAACAUAGAUGUUCUAAAAAAUGAAGUUCAACUGAUUGGGAGCAAAAGUGAAAAAUCCAACAUGGACUUCGAGAAAUUAGCAAUUCAAGUGGCUGACAUUAGGGCACAGCUACGUGACCUGGAAAUAUCAUCCAAAAAUAUCUCUUGUAAAGUCGAUUGGGAAUUCUACAGGGACAGCUGCUAUUUCUUCUCCACAUCAAAGCAUGAUUGGUCAGAUGCUAGGUCUAUGUGUAAAGACAAAGGGGCUGACUUGGUUGUAAUUAACAGUAGAAGUGAGCAGAAAUUCAUCAAUAGCAUUAUUGCCGACAGUAGUGAAAAAAGAUUUUGGAUAGGCCUACAUGAUAGAUCUACGGAAGAUGAUUGGGAAUGGGUGGAUGGAACAGUCUACCAAUCGUCAUACAAGAACUGGGGCCCAGGGGAACCAAAUGAUGCAGAAUACAAUGAAGAUUGUGCUCAUGUCCAGGAAAUAGGAUCUUGGAAUGAUAUGAAUUGUGACUACAGCCAAUUUAAUGCCAUUUGUGAGCAAAAACUCUCAGCUUGAAGAAACGUGUGAAAGCUAGAUGUAAAAUGUGUUGGUAAGGCUAUCACAACCAUGCAUAGUUAUGGCAUACUUAGAAAUAUGGUUCUGUAGGCAUCUAACCUGUCUUAUGGAAAAUCUACACUGGUCCACCUUUAUGCAGAGCUGUAACUACUAGGGCUCUUGUUGCAGAACCAUAAUCAGAAGUCUCACCCUAACAUCACAUCUUCUGCCUUGCCCUUUCAUGCCUAUGUUCUACUAAUGACCAUGCAUCCUACAUCAGUAUUUUUUGCUCUUUGUGGAGCCUUGAUUAUGAGUUUGGGGCUGUAUAUUUCCACUCUAUGUUUAAACUGAAGAACAAUUCAAAUUCUGUUUUUUGACUUUUUUUGAAAUUACUUCUGAAAUCACAAUCCUUUACAAGUCAUCUUAUUUGAAUGCUUCAUUCAGUCCCCAGUUAUCUGAUUUCUUUCUCAAAAAUAACCCGCACAUUUCAUUUUUUUAUGUAUCAAUCACCUACAGUUCUAUGGCUUGAGGAGAAAACUAUUAUUAUAAUAUUAUAACAACAAGCAUAUUGCAUUACGACAAAAAAACCCAACAAAUUACACAGUUGCAUAUAAGUCGUUAGUGACUAUGACAUAUGUAGUUAUUACAAUCAAUACAGUACUUUAUUUGUUUAUGCAGGAGCGAUUAAAUGGCCCUUAUCGUUCAUGGAAUCUAAAGUAAAUUAAUGAAGCUCUUAAUGUUUGUUGAUUAUAUUGUCGGAUUAGAUUAUGUGGGCUAUACUUACAUGUAUGAAUGCGAUUCUGAAUUUCUUUAUCUAUUUCUUGCAUGUGUAAUACUAUUCGUUAUUUUAAUUCUGAAUAAAAAUGCCAAAUAAAAAAAACUACAAUUCAAUACUAA